AUGACACCGACGGGUUCGCCUUUUUCUUUCUCCCCAAAGCGCAAACGAGAGCCUUCGGAAUCAGACUGCUAUAGCCCAUCGCCGUCACCCACAUCGACAGUAUCUAUUGCCAGUCAUCACGAGGCUCAACUCCGGGAGGAGGAGGACUUGGAAAGCUAUAGCUCUCGCACUGCUGUGACUGGGAGAUUCGGCGAGUUAGCCAUUCGUGGCGACCUUCUGUCGGACCCUGGACCUUUGACUGGCGAUUCAUGGCGAACCUCGGUUGGCCAUUCGAUGCGGAAAGUAUGUGAAUCUGGCAGCUACGAGCCUACGAAUAUGUCCGACGCAUUACCGGCUACUAGCAGCGAGCCAGGCGACCGCCAAACGCUGUUGCUUGAAUUACCCGCAACGCAGGACCAGUCGUCUUCCAUGACCGUUUCCAAUUCUAAAAAGAAUUCUGCAAUUUGCAACCGAAAAACCCUUAAUCCAUCAUCACCAUCUAAACGCAAGCAACGACUUUCUCCUCCUCUAGCGGAGACACCAUCUGAAGAAGACCCACUCGUAUGGCAUGAUUCUGAAAUAACAGGCCAUAAUCCAUCCGAUCCAACCGAUGAUGGCUAUGGAAUUAACGGCAUAGGCUUUAAGCCCACUGCAUCAAUCGCCUGGGAAAGAUCACAGAAGCGGCAAAAGCAGGUCACAGAGUGGAAAAACCGCGAAGCUCGGGAGGCUCGUGAAAGAAGACGAGAGAGGAGGAAAGAGGGACUUGAACUUGACAAAUUGCGCGGCAUACACGAAGGCGCAGUUCAGAAGCGAGUCAAGUUCAACGUUUAA
This is a messenger RNA of Penicillium soppii, 810 nucleotides long. RefSeq lists its product as uncharacterized. The transcript has a single exon. The coding region runs from base 1 to 810 and encodes 269 amino acids. The record is from RefSeq and is a predicted model, not a curated record. NCBI's taxonomy places the organism in Eukaryota, Fungi, Ascomycota, Eurotiomycetes, Eurotiales, Aspergillaceae.